Hevea brasiliensis (rubber tree) is the source of this 1811-nucleotide messenger RNA. RefSeq names its product mitogen-activated protein kinase kinase kinase 1-like. NCBI's taxonomy places the organism in Eukaryota, Viridiplantae, Streptophyta, Magnoliopsida, Malpighiales, Euphorbiaceae. The coding region runs from base 20 to 1612 and encodes 530 amino acids. The record is from RefSeq and is a predicted model, not a curated record. The transcript has 3 exons. Gene Ontology annotation, biological process: protein phosphorylation. Gene Ontology annotation, molecular function: ATP binding; protein kinase activity; ubiquitin-protein transferase activity.
AAUUCACUUUCCUAAUUAAAUGCAGGCAUGGCAAUUUCCUAAAAUACAUGAUGCAAAAUUAUAUGAGAUGCUCAUUGUUUGGUCUAAAAAUCUGAGCAAGAAUCUGUAUAUGCAAUUCAAAAAUCAGCAAGUUACAGAUCCUGGAGUACUGCAGCAUUGGUUAUGCAAGUUAUGUGGAGCUAUAUUCAAUCCACAAAAAAACCCCCUUUUCCUAGCGUGCCCAAAUGAUCCUCAUAGGUUUUAUCCUAAUCAUGCAAUUGAGCUCGAACCCUUCCACUUCGAUUGCUUGGAAUUUGUUGGGAAGUUGGUUGCAUUAGCUUUGAUGUACGAAAUACAAGUGGGUGUUGCCUUUGCCCAUUUGUUUAUUUUGCAACUGGCUGGAAAAGAGGAAAUUUCACUGGAAGAUGUAAUAGAGGUAGAUCCUUACUUAUAUCGUUGGUGCAAGAAGGUCAUAGAUGCUGAGCUCAUUGACUCUGAAGUUCUAGAAUUCGCUGAAGCUGAAUUGGGGCGCCAAUGGAGCACAGAACUAAGCCACGUGAAUAGCAAAAGUAGCAGGGAGUCUUAUGUUGAUCGUCUAAUUCAACAUCGCUUUGUCAAAUCUAUUUCUAAUCAGCUAUUAUUUUUCAGAAAAGGAUUUGAUAAUGUUUUUGGUACAUCAAUCGACCAGUUGUUCUCUUUUAACGGACGGGGUCUUAAAGAAUUUAAUGAGUCACUAUGCGGAUGCACAAUUAGUGGAACUUCACAACUCAACAAGAGAAAAUUUUUGAACAAUGACUGCAAUAAAAGUGAUACCCUGAUGCAUCGGUUCCAAAAGGUAAGAAGAAAGGGUCGCAAUAUUACAAAUUGGCGGAGGGGUGUGCGACUGGGGAGCGGGUCAUUUGGAUCAGUCUAUGAAGGAUUUGCGGCUGAUGGAUUCUUCUUUGCUGUGAAGGAACUUCUAUUGCCAGAUGGAGGGAUUAUUGACCAACUUGAGAAAGAGGUUGAUUUAUUAUGUCAGCUCACCCAUCCAAAUGUAGUUAAAUACUUUGGCACAAGUAAGGAUGAAUCGAAGCUCUAUGUUUUCCUCGAGCUUGUAAGUAAGGGCUCCCUUGAAAAGGUUUAUAAAGAAUUUCCGCUGCAGGAUUCCCAUGUGUCUUUGUACACGAAACAGAUAUUGAAAGGCUUGAAUUAUCUCCAUGAGCGAAAUGUUGUUCACAGGGACAUCAAAUGUGCCAAUGUAUUGGUGGAUGAAAAUGGAUGUGUGAAAAUCGCAGAUUUUGGAUUAGCAAAAGUAACCAACUCAAAUGCAAUCAUUAAGUCCUGUAAAGGGACUGCAUGCUGGAUGGCUCCUGAGGUUUUUAAUAGCAAGAUAGCAGGAGGGUAUGGGUUUCAAGCUGAUAUAUGGAGCGUUGGGUGCACUGUAUUGGAGAUGUUAACCGGAAAACCUCCAUACUCUGAUUUGGGUUUGGAAAAAGGUGGAUUAAUUUAUCGGAUUGGAAAAGGCCACCUACCUUCUCUUCCUGAUUCUCUGUCAGAUGAUUCGCGAGACUUUAUCCAGCAAUGCCUACAAGUUAAUCCAAAGGAUCGUCCCACUGCUGCUGAGCUUUUAGAAAAUCCAUUUGUAAAUAAAUAGGUGAAUGCUUGCAGGCUGCAGCGACUCUCGUUCUUGACAAAUUUGUAUUAAUUUCAGCUUAAAUUGUGGCAGCUGAAACGUGAUCAGCUGUGCGGAAUUUUUUUUUUCCAAGUUCUUUUAUUAAUAUAGAAAUCCUGGAUUUCUGGGUCAGUUCCUUUUUUCUGUUUCAUUUGUUUAAUUGAGACUCAACUAUGGAGAC